UCCGCAUAAAGUCGCCGGUCGGACUCUUUUCCUCUCAUUCUUUCUCGUCUCCGCCGCGCUCGCUAGUCGCCAUGCCGCCUCUUCUUGUGCCCUCUUCGGCGGAGGCGGAUCCGGAGGCAGAGGCCUCCAGCUAUUCCUUCGCCGCGGUCUACGAUGGCCCUCCUCUGCCCUACGCCCUGCCCCGCGCGCUCCCCGUCGAUGUCGAGCGCAUCCCCUUCGCCGCCCUAGCCCCCGUCACCGCUGGCCCCGUUUCGCUCCCCGUAGUCCUCCCGCUCCCCUCCCCGAAGAACCCCACGCCGCUCCUCUCCUCCUCCUCCCCCACCUCCGUCAUCGAGAACUACGCCGCCGUCGCGGCCGCCCCGGAUUCCGAUGCCCUAGGCUCCGACGGAUCCCUCGAAAUUCUCUCCUCCGAGACCGCCGACGUUUCCGGCACCGUCAGGUUCUCGGAGGAGUUCGGAGGAGCCCACGAUCGGCUCUCCACCGAGUCGCCCCUCAGCUCCCCCGCCUCCGCCUUCCGGUCGUGCGCCUCCGAGAUCGAGGAAGCCGACGAGUCCUCCGACACGCCGGCUUGGAGGGCGCCGAUUGUGACUUUCCAAGAGUCCGGCCAGUCCAAUUAUUCUACUACACCCGCAGUUGGGACCACUCCGGUCGCGAACUCGGAGGGUUUGAGGAUCAAGAAGGGGGCUUGCUACAGUUGCUCGAGAGGAAACCGUUUUACGGAGAAAGAGAGUUGCUUGGCUUGCGGUGCCAAGUACUGUGGCAGGUGCGUGUUGACAACCAUGGGCAUGGGUUCCAUGCCUGAGGGAAGGAAGUGCAUCUCUUGCAUUGGUUAUCCGAUACUGGAGUCGAACAGAGAGAGACUGGGGAAGAGCUCGCGUUUGCUGAAGAGGCUGCUGAGUGACCUGGAGAUUGAACUGCUGAUGGAGGCCGAGAAAAACUGCAAGUCAAAUCAGUUGAGACCGGAAGAUAUCCGUGUCAAUGGGAAGAGACUCAAUCUGGAGGAAAUGUUUCUGUUACAGAGCUGUCCGCGCCCUCCUCCUAAGCUUAACCCUGGAUACUACUGGUACGACAAGCUUUCUGGCUACUGGGGAAAGGAAGGACACAAGCCUAAUAGCAUCAUCACAGCACAUCUAAAUGUUGGGGGGCAUCUAGAGAAAAAUGCAAGUAAAGGAAAUACUGGAAUCCAAAUAAAUGGCCGGGAGAUUACAAACGCUGAGAUGAAGAUGCUUAAGUGGUCUGGUGUCCCCUGUGCUGGGAAUCCUAAUUAUUGGCUCUCUGCUGAUGGAACAUACAUGGAGGAAGGACAAAAAAAGGUCAAAGGGAAGAUUUGGGGAAAGCGCCGUAUGAAGCUACUUUGCCCUCUUCUUUCAUUGCCAUUUCCUAGUCAGAAUUCAAAAUGUUGUGAAGAGGCAAACAACUUCGUGAAAAGACCUCUUCCUGACAACCUUGAUAAGAAAGCAAUUCAAAAGCUUUUGUUGAUUGGGAGCGAUGGAUCAGGGGCGACUACUGUUUUCAAGCAGGCCAAAUUGUUUUAUGGGCUAUCAUUCUCGGAGAAUGAGUGUCAAGAUAUUAAAAUUAUGAUACAGACCACCAUAUACCGAGACCUUGCCUUGCUGCUUGAGUGCCGUGAAUGGUUUGAAGAAGAUAUUUUGACUGGGAGGAGAGGAAACCUGCAAUUUGAUUCUUCAGGAGGAGGUGUAUAUGGAGCAACCUCCAGGAGGAGUCAAGGAGAUGAAACAGACUUUUCAUUGGUUCCACGGUUGAAGUCAUUUGCUGAUUGGCUCCUGAAGGUUCUUACCUCUGGUAAUUUUGAAGCUAUUUUCCCAGCUUCUUCUCUAGAGUAUGCUACAUUAGUGGAAGAAUUGUGGAAAAAUUCUGCUAUUCAAGCUACAUACAAGCGUAGAAGUGAACUUCGACUCCUCCCUUCCAUUCGGAGUUAUUUCUUAGAAAGGGUCAUUGAUAUAACCAGAGACAAUUAUGAACCAUCUAAUGUGGACAUUAUAAAUGCGGAUGGAAUAAAUUCCUCCAAUGGAAUAGCAUCGACAGAGUUACAAUUACCUUCUACUGGAAGUAGUAUAGAUGAUCAUGAGCAGCGGCAAACAAUCUCAAGGUAUCAGCUCAUCCGAGGACCUUACAAAGGUGCUGGAGAGAGGAACUGCAAAUGGCUGGACAUGUUUGAAGAUACAAGGAUGGUGAUUUUCUGCAUUGCUCUGACCGACUACGAUGAAUAUUACAUAGAUACAAGUGGUGCAGUCAUCAAUAAGAUGAUAGAGAGCCGAAGGCUCUUUGAGAGCAUUGUUAGUAAUCCGACCUUUGAAGAGAAAGAUUUUCUGCUGAUACUUAGCAAAUUUGAUUUGUUUGACCAGAAGCUAGAGACCACUCCCUUAAGCUUAUGCGAAUGGUUCAACAACUUCCAUCCACUCGUAAGCAGUCACCCACCUAAGCGAAACAACACCAGUUGCGGGUCCAGAGAAGCCACAAAAGCCGAGCAAGCUUUUCACUACGUCGCAAGGGAAUUCAAGACAUUGUUUCAGUCAAUCACCGGGAGGAAACUCUAUGUUACACACGCUAACGGAUUGGAUUCUGAUUCUGUCAAUGCAGCACUUCAAUAUGCAAGAGAGAUAAUUUGCUGGACUGAGGAAUGGUCACUCGGUGGUGGCAAUGUUGAAUCAAUGUAUAGCACAGAACCAAGCUCCACUUCUCACUCCCUUCUCACAGAGAAGAAUGUGUAAGUAUGCAUCCCUCUCCUUUCCUUCUUUCUUCUUAGAUAAAAAAAUUUGCCUGAAUGUGUAUAUCCAUUUUUCUGAGUGCAAAUUUACGGUAUUUUAACCAUAAUCUGUACCACAUUAGUUCUUGCUGC
This is a messenger RNA of Zingiber officinale, 2860 nucleotides long. RefSeq names its product extra-large guanine nucleotide-binding protein 1-like. Gene Ontology annotation, molecular function: G protein-coupled receptor binding; guanyl nucleotide binding; G-protein beta/gamma-subunit complex binding. The transcript has 9 exons. Gene Ontology annotation, cellular component: heterotrimeric G-protein complex. The record is from RefSeq and is a predicted model, not a curated record. NCBI's taxonomy places the organism in Eukaryota, Viridiplantae, Streptophyta, Magnoliopsida, Zingiberales, Zingiberaceae. The coding region runs from base 72 to 2732 and encodes 886 amino acids. Gene Ontology annotation, biological process: adenylate cyclase-modulating G protein-coupled receptor signaling pathway.